CGCCCCCAGCGCCGCGUGGGACCGUUGCGGGGCUGCGGGGUGCGGGCGGUGCGGGGCGACGCGGAGCGGCGCGGGGCAUCCCCCCUCCCGCACGGCGGUGGUGCGGUCCGGGAAGAUGGCGGCGGGACGCGGCGGGAGCGAUGCCCGCAGCAGGAGGUGACCCCUGGGGCGAGAUGGCCGAGUGGGAGCGGCUGUUUGCGUGGAGCCGCGCCGUGCCGCCGCACGCCCAGCGCAGACACGGUGUGCCGGAGCGCUCGGUGCCUUUCCAGUGCGUCCUGAAGUGCCUCGAGGGUUCCGUCGUCACGCAGCGGUCCCCGGCUGAGCUGCAGCUGCGCCUGUCCCUGUUCGAUGCCGCCCACCGCUACUUCUUCGGCCACACGUGGCACGGCAGCGCCCGGACCCCCCAGGGCAGCCCCGCAGGGCAGCCCCCCCGUGUGCUGUUCAACGAGGCCGUGUACUUCCACACCUCGCUCAGCCACCCCAGCAUCAUGGCCGUGGUGGAGGUGGUGGCUGUGACCCCCAGCCCAGAAGGGCUCUCCCGGGACGUGUCGUGCGGCUUUGGCCUCAUCCCGCUGUUCGACAGCAGGCGGGAGCCCUCGGACCUGGCUGCCAAGGACAGAGCGCUCAAGCUGUACCACGGGACGCCGCGCGCCUUGCUGCACCCGCUUCUCCAGGACCCUCUAGAAAAGAAUAAAUACAUGACCGUAAUGGAGAACAGCCACCUGCAGUACACGCUGAAGCCCCACCCGCCUUUGGAGACGAUAUUUCAUCUCCUUCCUGAAAACCUCCUGGUGUCCGGCCUGCAGAAGAUCCCUGGUUUGCUGCCUGCACACGGGGACACAGGUGACAGCUUCUUGAAGCCACGGCUCAUGGGGACGGCCCCCUGCUACCUGGACCAGCUCUGCAUCCGCCUGCACCCUUCUCUGGAGGAGUUUGAGGAAGAGCUGCUGGAGCAGCUGAGCAGCGACCGCUUGCUGAAGGAGGUCGGCAGCACGCUGUGGGUGCAGGAGCGGCGGCUGCGCGUCGGUGUGCACAACGGGCUGCGCUUCGUGCAGGCCCCGCAGGUGGCCGUGCUGCAGCCGGCGGCCGAGGUGGCCCGGGGACAGGCCAGCAGCCCCACCGACAGCGCUGCGGAGCAGGCCCUGCUGCUGCGGAGCCGCCUGCAGCUGAGCGAGAUGGUUCCGCACGCGGCCUUCGGGGUCUGCUUCCAGCUGGAGUACGUCGUCUGCACUGGGGCCAAGGCCGCGGCCGGCAGCGCGCUGGGCCCAGCAGCCGCCAUGCACACGGUGCGCUGGGCUCUCUGGAGCCCCUUCCUGGCUGCCAGCUCCUCCCCGGUGCAGCUGCCCCUGCGCGGAGGUGCCCGUCCCAGCCCCGGGCAGACCCUGGUGUACAGGAACCCCGCGGACAGCGAGAGCUCCCAGCAGGUGAAGCGCAUUGCGUCGGGUUCCGUCCAAUUCCACGUUUGCACCGAUUCGGAAGAACAGCUUGUGACUUCUCCAGACACCUCGGGUAGAGCCGGGAAGGAGCCGGGGAAGCCUCCUACGCUGUCGCUGAGUCCAGGCUCCCCGCUGCGCCCGGCGGCUUCCCCAAGGGGACCUGGGCUGUCUCUCUCGCAGCUGUCGGCCUCGCCGCGGGGCAGGGCUGAGCCCGCUGUGCCACGAGGCCACAGCACCCCAGUGCCCCGGCCCCGCGGCACGCAGAGGGAUGGCUGCGCCGAGCCGGCCGCGCGGCACGCUGCUGGCAUCACGCACCUGGAGGCUGAUCUGCGGCCGGGCUCCCCGCACGCGGAUGCCUCCGGCAGCGAGCACCUGCGGGAGCUGCCCUUUGCGCCCACGCAGCUGCCCAUCGCGGCCGUGGGGCUGCCCGCCGGCAGCACCGCGCUCACCCGUGCCUCGCUGGCGCUCCUGCACGCCUCUGGCUUCCCAGAAAUCUUGGAUGGCAACAAGGAGCCCGUGGAGGUCACGGAGCCGCUGGACCCUGCGCGUUUCAGUCCUCGGCUGGAGGAAGCGGACGCUCUGCAAAGCAAUGAAAUAAUCCUGCAGUUCCUGGCGUUCAGUAGGGCUUCUCAAGACUCAAUGGAGGGGACGUGGCCGAGGACAGUGUUCCUCACCUUCCAGUUCUACCGCUUCCCGCCGGUCACCACGCCGCGGCUGCAGCUGGUCCACGUGGAUGGCGAGAGGGCAACCGGGUCUGCUGCGCCGGCACAAGUCCUGCUCCAGCUGAACAAGGAUGGGACCCCGAGCACUGGAGCCCCGGGGCUGCAGCUGAGGUACAUGGUGGACCCCACCUUCCUGAAGCCUGGGGAGCAGCGCUGCUUCGUGCACUACUUGGCUGAGCACAGCCUGCAGAUGGAUGUCUGGGAUGGGGACUCGCUGCUGCUCGUCGGCUCUGCUGCGGUUAAGCUGAAGCCCCUGCUGCGUCAGGGCCGGCCGGCUGUCAGGACGCUGCACGAGCUGGAGGUGGCUACCACGGAGUACGAGCAGGACACGCCAGCAAUGGGCAGGGAUGUGCUGCAGCCCCUGGGCGUCCGCGUGGCCGUGCGGGGCCGCCUGCACCUCUGCCUGGCCAACGUCGGUCACCGCUGUGAGGAGACCCCUGUGAGCCCAAGACGCCCACCGCUGUCCCGCACUCGCCUUGUGCCCUCGCUGGGCGGUGGCAGCUUGCUGUCCCUGCACGCCGGUGGGGGUGUCAAGGUGUCUCGGGCUCGCAGGCUGGCCGAGGUGGAUGGCGAGUUGGCGGCCACGCUGUGCAGCCACCGGCCGGAGCAGAGCCCGCUCCCCCCGCGUGCCCCCCGCGAGGCCGUGGCCGUCCGGCAGCGCAAGCUGCGGCGCAUGGCACUGGUGCGGCAGCAGGAGGAUGCUGGGCAGAGGAUGCCACAGCGCAUGGGCUGGCGUGAGCAGCGCAUGCGGCACCUGCGGGACCUGCAGGUCAUCGACGCCUACCGGGAGCGCAUCAAGCUCCAGUGUAUCUCCCAAAUGCUCAGCCAGGCCAUCACCGUCACGCACACUGUGUAUGCCAUGCUCGGGACGGCUGAGUUCUUUGAGUUCGCCCUGAAGAACCCCUACAGUGUCCAGCACACGGUGACGGUUGAGGUCGACCACCCCGAGCUCAGGGUCAUACUGGACCCGAGGGAGUGGCGGCACUUCAAGGAGCUGACCCAGACAACCACCCCGCUGGAGGAGGACAUGUUCCACCUGCGGGAGGACCUCAGGCCUCAGGUCUACCUGCGCCCCAAAGAGACCGUCCACAUACCCUUCCGGUACCAGACGUUCUCGGCAGAGCCGGCUGUGGCGGCGGUGCUGGGGCCCGUGGGUCUGAGCGAGGAAGAGGAUGCAGGGAGGAUGCAGGAGGAGCCAAGGGCUGCGCAGAUGAGGCCCAUCCAGGUGGCUUUCCGUGUGAGCGGGGGCAAGCCCAUCGCGUUGCUGCGGGUGAAGGUGGAGCCCCGGCCCCACGUGGUGGAUCAGACUUUCCGCUUCUACCACCCCGAGCUGACCUUCCUGAAGAAGGCCAUCCGCCUGCCGCCCUGGCACACGCUCCCAGGCGCUCCGGUGGGGAUGCCGGGCAGCCAGCCCGAGGUGCAUGUUCGCUGCAGUGACCCCAACGUGAUUUGUGAAACCAAAAAUAUGGGGCCCGGGGAACCACAGGACGUCUUCUUAAAAGUAGCUGGAGGACCAAGCCCGCAGAUCAAAAAAUUCUUUGUUGCUAUUUAUACGGACCCCUGGCUGGCUGCGCCGCUGCGCAUCUGGCAGUUCUACCUGCACUCCCUGCAGCGCCUGGACGUCAGCUGCACAGCGGGGCAGCUCUCCCGCCUGGCCGUCCCGCUGCGCGGCACCCGCACCCUGCGCAGGGUGAAGGCGUUCUGCUCGCACCCCCACGAGCUGAAGGUGGACCCGGCGGGUGUGUUCGUCCUGCCCCCCGACGGCGUCCUGGACCUGUUUGUGGGCGUGAGGCCGCGCCGGGCCGGCAGCAGGUUCCUCUACCUCAACCUGGUGGACGUGGAGUGCCACCAGCUCGUGUCCUCCUGGCUGCUGUGCGUCACCUGCCGACAGCCGCUCAUUUCCAAGGCCUUCGAGAUCACCAUCCCCGCGGGCGGUGGGAGGGGUUCCAACAAGCGCAUCACCUACACCAACCCCUACCCCACGCGCAGGCUGUACUUCCUGGGCACCAGCCGGCCCGACUUGCUGCAGUUCAAGGAGGAUUCCUUCGAGGUUGCUGGUGGGGAGGUGUACACCAUCGGCCUGCGCUUCGCCCCGAGCCAGAGCGUGGGUGAGGAGGAGAUCCUGAUCCACAUCAACGACCACGAAGACAAAAACGAGGAAACCUUCUGCGUGAAGGUCGUCUACCAGUGAGGCCGUGGCACGUGGCGUGGUUCCUGCUCCUGAUCCAUUUGGGCAAUGCGCUGAGCUCCCCGGUGAGCCCAGUCCUGCUCAGGUGAGGGGCCCGUGCCUGCUUCCCACCUCACCCCGUUGAGCUGUGGGUUUUCUGUGGCCUUACUGGGAGCCCCACUGGGGGCACGUGGACCUGGCUGCCCUCUGCCCGGAAUGGGGAGGAGGAAUGUUCACCCCUGUGUGCCAAACUGCACAAGAAUGUCUUAAUUUUUGUUCAACGUUUUUAUAUUUUAUUGGGGUUUGAAUCUUUUUUUUUUUUUUUAACUUAAAGUUUGCAGACUGUUUCUAAAGUAUUUUAUACUCGGCGUCAGAUUUUGCGCCAAGGCAUCGCUGUUUGGGGUCGGUUUGUGCUUUUUUUCACUCGUUUUAGAUCAAUAAAACUUGCUGCCCAGAUCUGA
Numida meleagris (helmeted guineafowl) is the source of this 4786-nucleotide messenger RNA. It is a transcript of the gene NPHP4, whose product is annotated as nephrocystin 4. The record is from RefSeq and is a predicted model, not a curated record. Gene Ontology annotation, biological process: protein localization to ciliary transition zone; negative regulation of canonical Wnt signaling pathway. Lineage: Eukaryota; Metazoa; Chordata; Aves; Galliformes; Numididae. The transcript has 29 exons. Gene Ontology annotation, cellular component: ciliary basal body; ciliary base; non-motile cilium. The coding region runs from base 141 to 4349 and encodes 1402 amino acids.